GAGGGCGGAGGUGAGGUGAGGUGAGGUGUGAGGGACGACGCCGAAAGAAGCGUUUUCCGCAGUGCCUGGUGUCACUGGCUAUCUCGUUUCGGCUGUGGUUCGGGCUUGCGCGUGUGCUUCGUGGAUCGAGCUCCGGGUUCUUGAUGAUUUGGGGAGCCUUGCCCGCACGCUCUGACGAUGGUCGAACUAGUCGACAAUCCCCCGGUGACGAAGCCGAGGAACUGAGAAGAGCUUUUUGUCCUUUGGACUGUGUAAUGGAGAUGAAUGCGUAAUUCACCUCUUAGAUUGAAGAUCAUCUCGCAAGGUCGAGGCUGCAAUCAGUGUACAAUUUACCCUUUUUUCUGCAUAAAAUUCUCUCAUCUGCACAUUGUCGAAUUCGGUGAUGGGCUCAGUUGUGUCCGACCAAGGAAGGUUGGCCGGAACGUUCUUCAACUUCGUUGGACUCAUAAAUAUCCCGGCAUGAUCACCCAUUGAGUUAUUGUCAGUGUGCGAGGAGCCGUUCAAGAUGGCUCUACAUUUUAAAUUCAGAAGCGCAGUGGAAUAUGAUUCUGUCAAUAUAGAAGGCCACUUCAUCUCUGUUGCUAGUCUUAAGGACAAGAUCAUUGAGGCCAAGAAUCUUGGUAAAGGCACGGACUUUGAUCUUCUCAUUACGAACGCCCAAACUGGCGAAGAAUAUUCGGAUGAUGCCUUCCUGGUUCCAAAGAAUACAAGUGUUAUCAUUAAACGCGUGCCGGCAACAAGGGCAAAGCCUGUUCUACGCGUGGAUGAUCAACCCAGGUCACAAUCUGCCGAUCAGUCUGGUAGUGAGGUCAUGAAAGGCGUAGAUGCAUCAUCGCACCUGUCUGUUUUCCAAGACUUGACAGGGGACAGCAUGGAUGACUUUGGUGUUGAUUUAUAUGCCAUUCCUGAACCAAUUCCAAGCAAAAUUGAUAAAGAUGAGAACAGCAGGAUAACUGCUUUGGUCAAUAAAUCUGCUGCAGAGUGGCAAAGGCAAACGCAAGAAGCCUACGCAGGGGGUCGGGGUUUUGGAAGGCUAGCAUAUGGCCGGGGAAUAUCAAGAGGUCGUGGUUAUGGGAGAGCAGUUCCGCCACAAGGUUAUGUUUGUCAUCGUUGUGGCCAGCCAGGUCAUUUCAUCCAACACUGUCCUACUAAUGGUGAUCCGACAUACGAUAUCAGGAGAGUGAAACUCCCAGUGGGCAUACCCAAGACUCGUUUGAAAGCCGAUCAAGAGGGCUCCUAUAUUUUACCAGAUGGCUCAGUCGCUGUGAUGCAACCCGACGAGUCUGUUUUUGCCAAAGAGGCCGAUGCGUUGUUGUCUAUUAGACCAACGUUUGCCGAGCCACCACCCGAGCUAAGGUGCCCCUUAUGUCAGGCAAUUUUCAAAGAUGCAGUUAUGAUACCGUGCUGUCAUUACAGUUUUUGUGAUAAGUGUAUAAGGCAGGAACUCAUAGAGAAGGGGAAAUGCCCCCAAUGUGGAUCUACAAGAUUCAAGAAUGAUGAUCUUCUUCCCAACAUAGCUCUUCGUCAAGCUAUAGACCGUUUUCUUGAAACACAAGGUCCUGCAACCAGUGCCGAGGAGCCUUUGAAACCAAAUCAAGUAUCUGAUUUGGAUUCUGCACUUGAAGUCAAGGUCCCAUCACCAACCGUUUCUCGGUUGCAAAUCGAGUUGCGAAAGCCUACCGUGAGCUUGACACCUCCAGCGAAUGAUGCUGUAGCACAGGAAACUGCUGGUGCAGUUGACUCAGCAAGUGGGAACGAUGUUGCUGUUCCUGAUGAUGCAGACAAGAGUAGUCCUGCAAAUACAGAUGUUGUGAUUCCAGCUGCUGAAGCCAAGCCGGCUUCGCCAGUUGUUGCUUCUGUUGAACCUCAGCCUCAGUGUAGUGAGGCUGUUGCAGUUCAUACUAGCAAGGCAGAUGAAUCUCUGGCAGGUGUUGAUACUGCCAUUGUGAAGGAUGUGUCGGGUUAUGUCAAGAAAGGAGGCAAGCAUCCUAUAAUUGAUGAUGGGGGUGGCAUGGUCGUUAAGACAUCUGAGCCCCCCUCCAAUAAAGAGGCGGAAGUUGUAGCUGUGGAAUCUGAGUUUAGCAAAGGUGUGUUCUAUGCAUCAAGAGUUGGAAAGGAUGCUCAUGUAGGUGUUCCUGCGGGACUCAAAAGCACAACUAUCUGCAAGAAAAAGAAAAAACGCACUCGUCUCAUUCCCGGAGAUGGAGCGGCAGACUACAUGGGUGUUGGCAAAGGAAAAAGGAUGCAGGCUGAUCGAUUUUGUUACAUAUGUGGUUCGCCCGAGCAUUUGGCCCGUGACUGUUUGGAAAAUCCAGACGCUGCUCAUCCUGUACAUCCAGGAAUGUUUGGUCCAGGACCAGGCGUAAUGCCCCCUUAUCCAGAUAUGUUUUGGCAUGGGCCGCCCAUACCUCAACAUGGACGUCCCUUUCCUAUGGGAUACGGAGAAGGCAUGUAUGGGCCAGGUCCUGGACCGAUGUCCUUUGAUGCUCCAAUGAUGCCCGGCGGACCAUAUAAUGUUCCUCCUUACAUGCGUGCGAUGUAUCCUAGUGGGCCCAUGCGUGGCGGCUUCAUGGGAGGUGGCAUGCCGCCAUCCAUGGGUGCCAUGGACAGACCUCUUAGUAGGGAAGAAUUCAUCGAACUCCAGGAACGAGAACGCCGACGCAGGAUAAUGCAAGACCAGAUGCAAAGGGAAAGGUCUCCAGAUAGAUCGUUUUCGAGGGACGGCAUGCAUCCGCAGACGCCAGAAUCAGAUCGAAGGAGAUACGAGCACGGCGAAAGGCGGGGUUCUGCCGAAGAGCAACAUCCUUUGACCCGUAAACGUGACUUGGACCGAGAUUCUGUAAGAGACCUCUCAGAUGACACUGACUUUUAUAAGAACAAGAGUGAAAAGUAUGAGCGUAAACCAAUUUCAUUAGUUGAGAGUAAUAUGUAUCGGAGGCAUGCUAGCGUCUCCGAUGACGAACCUUCUUUUGACGAAUUAAAGAGCCGAAGGGCUGUAGAUAGGCGUCAACGAGAGGGAAAGGCAGUACUGGUCGGUACAAAGAGAGAGUCGAGGUAUUAUAGAGACAAUGAUAUAGAAAGGUUAAGUUCUGAUCCUGAACAGGACGCACUUCAACAAGCACAUCCUGUGAGGCGACACGAAAAGGAACUAGAUGUGUACUCUGUGAAGUGUAGCAGUAAGGGACAAUCAAAACGGGGUGAUGAUGGUAAGAGCAUGCAUGUAAGUGCGAGUGGGGGGGACAGUCAUUCUAGCCGCCAUAAAAGCAAAAGGAAUGCUCUAGUGGAUGAUAAAUAUGAUGUAGAGUGCAGUCAAGAAAAAAGUUUUGCAAGGUCUGCCAAGCACGCUCGUUGUCGCUCUAGAAGUCCGGAGCACGACGGAAGAUUCCAUUUACGAGAGAACUCAGGGUCCGAAGUAGAUGGUGGUGAUGACGUUAGGGAUGCAGAGAAACGCAGGAGGAGAAAACACCGUAGUCACUCCAAGGUCAAGGCAGAAUUGGAAUCUGCAGUUGUCAGUAUAUCAGAGGAUGAGUCGAAGAAGAAAAAGAAGAAGCACAGAAAACACAGAGACGAAGGCAAUGUCGUGAAGAGUAGGGAAGGUAGAGGUGAUGGGGACGUCGACCGUCCUUCCAAGCAUCGUAAACACAGGUCCAAAAGUGAUUCGCAUGGAGUUGCUUCCUCACCGCGUGAUCUCGAAGACACGAGGUGGCAACUUGAUUCUGGUUAUGAAGGGGCUCUAACUGGUCACGCGCGUCGAUCUAAGCACAACAAAACCCAGCGUCCGUUUCACGUGAAAUUGAAGCAUUGAAGGUAAUUGACUGUGUGAGAAGUCUGCAGCAUCGCAUUUGAAUACAUUGUUUUCGUCCAUGUCCAGGUUCGAUUGGUGUGGAUAGGAAGCCCGUACCUAUUCGAAAUAAAGUUGUGAUAUGGGCUGAAACGAACUAGGUAUCGAUUAUGAGUUUGAUCGAUUCGAGUGGUAUCAAUUGUCGCUGUUCAUAACCCUUAGUAUCAUCGCUCCGGCUUUUAUCUCACUGUGGGCUCCUAAAUGUUUACAUUGUUUAUCGAGCAUCUAUUUUUCUCCGCCGGAGAAGGUUAUAAAAUAUUUUUUU
Molecule: messenger RNA, 4106 nt
Organism: Marchantia polymorpha subsp. ruderalis
Lineage: Eukaryota; Viridiplantae; Streptophyta; Marchantiopsida; Marchantiales; Marchantiaceae
Source: the annotation of a GenBank genome assembly